This is a messenger RNA of Medioppia subpectinata, 1095 nucleotides long. The record is from the annotation of a GenBank genome assembly. NCBI's taxonomy places the organism in Eukaryota, Metazoa, Arthropoda, Arachnida, Sarcoptiformes, Oppiidae.
GAGCACAAACACGAGCUGCACAAGGUCAGUUUGGCCAUGGAGUCAGAUGAGGGCACUUUCUCGCCGCAUGGGUUGACCUAUUCGGGCUCCAAUCCGAUUGGGAAGUGUAUAAUGAGCGAGAUAUUAAAGAUGUUGGCGCCGCUAAACUCCACUAAUCUGUACCCGGAGACCAAAGGGCCCGACAUCGGUGAGCUGAUGCAGAAGGGCGUACCCGGCAGUCACAUCCAGACCCAUAACGAACACUACUUUUACUUUCAUCACACGAAUGGCGAUACGAUGACAGUGAUGGACACGGAUGAGUUGGACAGAAACACGGCAGUGAUCACCGCCACCGCAUAUGCCGUCGCAUCAAUUGAUACUUAUGUAUUGUCGUUAACUAUCGGUUCCAUUAAAUGUAAUCCAAAAACAUUUGAUGACAGUAUUUGUGAUUCAUUGCCAAAAUUUACACAUGAGUUGCGCGAAGAGAUCCGCAAUUUGUCGACAGAUGUGAACAAAAUCAUUGAUUUUGUGAUGACUGGCGCCGAUCGGGGCGUCACUUACGACGAGUUGGCCGUAUUUAUUGACAAGUUUGGGUCGAGAUUUGUUGGAACUGCUAAUCUCGAGAACUCUAUUGAUUAUAUGCUCGACCGCUUGACCAGAGAGGGGCACGAUAUUGUGGGCAGUGAAAAGUUGAGUGUUCCUAUUUGGCAAAGAGGCAAAGAAUGGGCACAAAUGGUUAGCCCGUUUGAGAAGAAGCUAAACAUAUUGGGUUUGGGAUACAGUGUGGGCACAAAUGGCCGCGUAUUGAGAGGUGAUGUGGUUGUCGUCAAAUCAUUUGACGAAUUGAAGCAACGAUCGCAUGAAGUGAAGGGAAAGUUUGUUGUCUUCAACUACGCCUACGAGAGCUACAACACGGCCGCUCCGUAUAGACUUAACGGCGCGUCUGAAGCGGCCAAAUAUGGGGCCAUCGCUGCACUCAUUCGUUCGGUUACUGAUUUUUCAAUAGACUCGCCGCAUACGGGAGCAAAUGAAUAUAAAUACAAAAAUGCACCAAAAAUACCGGCCGUCAGUAUAACCGUUGAGGACGCGGAAUUGUUUGGCCGACUUUGUGCCCGA